AUGGAUUACGUGUCCAAGUGGGUGGAGGUUGUUGCAUUACCAUCUAAUAAUGCAAAGGUGGUCGUGAAAUUCAUCCGGAAGCACAUCUUCACCAGGUUUGGAACUCCAAGGGCUAUGAUCAGUGAUGGAGAAGUGUCUAACAAAGAAGUCAAGCAGAUCCUCCAAAAGACUGUGAAUGCUCAAAGGAAAGAUUGGGCUGACAAGUUUGAUGAUGCCUUGUGGGCAUACCGGACUGUAUACAAAACACCGAUAGAGACUUCUCCUUAUCGAAUGGUGUUUGGAAAAGCGUGUCAACUACCAGCUAAUUUGGAGCACAAGGCAUAUUGGGCGAUAAAAAAGUUGAAUCUGGAUGCUGAGUUAGCCGGAAGGAAGAGAAUAACGCAGCUGCAUGAGUUAGAAGAGUUCAGGCUUUAUGCCUACAAGAAUGCUAAGUUGUACAAACCGAAGACCAAGAGGUGGCAUGAUAAGCAUAUUGUGUCACGCACCUUUGAGCCUGGUCAAUUAGUGUUCUUGUUUAACUCAAAGUUGAAGUUGUUUCCCAGAAAGCUUCGAUCUAAGUGGAGUGAUCCGUUUGAAGUGGUGAGGAUGACUCAACAUGGUGCGGUGGGGUUAAAGAACAAGGACAAGAGCUUUACUUUCCUUGUGAAUGGGCAACGGGUCAAGCACUAUUUUGGAAAUGAUGUUGAUUGUGAGCUUCAAGUGCUCACACUAAAUGAUGAAUGA
This is a messenger RNA of Solanum tuberosum (potato), 723 nucleotides long. RefSeq lists its product as uncharacterized. The transcript is spliced from 2 exons. The record is from RefSeq and is a predicted model, not a curated record. Bases 1 to 723 code for a protein of 240 amino acids. Gene Ontology annotation, molecular function: nucleic acid binding. NCBI's taxonomy places the organism in Eukaryota, Viridiplantae, Streptophyta, Magnoliopsida, Solanales, Solanaceae.